GCGUAACUUCUCACAAGACACAUCGCAAACAGAAGCACCGCCCCCCAGUUCCUUCAGCAUCGACCUAGUCGUGCUGCGCCGCCAUGGCCGGCCGGCCGCCCGGCCUUCUGCCCAGGUCCUCGGCCUGCUGCCUGGCCUUCUGCUCAGCUGGUCAGCUCCUCGGCCGGCCUCCUUGCUUCUAUUCCUCCGUAUAGGAAGUCCAGCAACAAGAUGGCUGAUCGACGUUGCUUGUCUGAGCGACAAUGCCAUCAUCUGCAAUCAAAUGGUGCAAUUGAUCUUGAAGUUGAUGGUGGGACUACAGGUCUUCAUCCAGAAAUAGGAAUCACAAAAGGUAACUCUCGAGCCAAAUGGAGUCACCAAAUGAAGUUGUACCUUAUUAAACUCCUAAAAGAUCACGAUGUGCCUGGUUUUCGGACACAGAAUGCUUGGAGCAAGGAGGCAUGGAAUAAUAUUCUUCAUCAACUCAAUCAAAAGUUUGAUCAGUCAUUUACUCUCAACCAAGUCAAACAGAAGGAGCAAGAUCUGAAGAGAGACUAUCGUACUGUGCAAAAGUUGUUGGAUGUAAGUGGCUUUGGAUGGGAUAAGGACAGAAAAAUGGUAGACGCACCUGAUAGUGUUUGGGCAAGCUUUACUGCUCGUACGAACAGCAAGGAUGCUCUCCAAUGGAAAGAAAGAUCAUUUCCCUUUUAUGAAGAAUUAGCUCCACUCUAUGAAGGUCGUUAUGCUGAAGGGAGAACUCGCCAAGGCAUGGACCAUUAUACUAGCAAGAGGAAGUAUGCACCAGUUCCCUUGUCACAGUUGACACAGAUGGUUGAUCUCGAUCAAUCACCAUCACCUACUAUGCCGGUUACCGGUGAGUCGGACAUGCGGUUUACUUUAGAUGAAGAACUUGAGGAAACCAACUUGGAUUCUCCCCCGCAUCUAUCUACACCUAUUCAGCAUGUGCAAGCCCCUCCAAGAUCCACACAAAUGGAGAAACAUGACACUAGGCGUGGGAAAAAACAGAAGCAUAGUGCUACUGAUGACUUCCAUGAGAAGUAUUUAAAACUGAAGAAGGAAGAAAUUGAUCGAUUUGCUGCCAUUGAGGAGAAGAAGCUAGAGGACCCCUACAACAUCAACAAGUGUAUCACAGCAAUUGAAGGCUUGGAAGGUCUACAACUAGGAGAUAUGCUGAUGGCAUCAGAUAUCUUCAAAUGUAAGGAGAACAGGGAAGUUUUCUUGUCCUACUCUACUAAUGAACUACGGUUGGCUUGGCUUAAAAGAGAGAUUGCACGUGCCCAAACAAAUGAUCAAAAUUAGCCAUUGUGGUGGACUGGUGGUGAUCCACUAUGAUCAGAGGUCAUAUUUUAGGGAAGCUUUUGGUCUGUGGGUCUCAUAUACUUUUGUCUAGUUAAAUUGGUCAUAGAACUGACCAUGAUGGUUUAGUAUAUUUUGGUAGGUAUGUCGAGAGACUUUUGGUUAGGCAUGCAGCAAAACUAGCUUGAUCAUAAGCAUGAAGUCCAAGAAUGGUAUUACAACUCGCAUGUCAUAUUUCAAGUACAUGAAUGGUAGUAGAACUUGGAUAAAAUAUUACAUAUUCUGAGAUCUUCGUGAUACAUAUUUGUGCCCACAUUUGCUGUGCUAUAUAAUCUCGUUUUUGAUUCCCAUGAAUGGUAGUAGAACUUGGAUAAAAUAUUACAUAUUCUGAGAUCUUCGUGAUACAUAUUUGUGCCCACAUUUGCUGUGCUAUAUAAUCUCGUUUUUGAUUCC
Triticum urartu is the source of this 1749-nucleotide messenger RNA. Lineage: Eukaryota; Viridiplantae; Streptophyta; Magnoliopsida; Poales; Poaceae. The record is from RefSeq and is a predicted model, not a curated record.